AUGUCCUCCCAAUCCAACGUGGGCAACAGUCAAGUCUACGAGGCCGGCGACCAGCGCAACGUCUCCAAAGAAGACGAGGAACAAAUCCAACGCUUCCACGAGGGCCAGGACAACGCCCACAAGGCCAACGACGCCAAGGACGAGCGCACCAUCGCCAACAAGCUCGAGCGCGAAACGCAGCGGGAGAAGGAGAAGGACGAGCCGAAGACGGAGCACGAGGCGGCGCACAAGAUCGAUGCCACGCUGCCGGCGAAGCUGAAGGGCAACAAGCCGUCGCGGGGCGCGGAGAUUGACCAAGAGCUUCGCGAGGAGGAGGAGGCGAUCCUCAAGAAGAAGGGGGAUUUUGGGCCGAAUGUGAACUGA
Molecule: messenger RNA, 363 nt
Organism: Neohortaea acidophila
Lineage: Eukaryota; Fungi; Ascomycota; Dothideomycetes; Mycosphaerellales; Teratosphaeriaceae
Exons: 4
Coding region: 1-363 (120 amino acids)
Source: RefSeq, a predicted model, not a curated record